Messenger RNA from Salvelinus namaycush (lake trout), 2674 nucleotides. RefSeq names its product suppressor of cytokine signaling 3-like. Gene Ontology annotation, cellular component: phosphatidylinositol 3-kinase complex. Gene Ontology annotation, molecular function: 1-phosphatidylinositol-3-kinase regulator activity. The record is from RefSeq and is a predicted model, not a curated record. The transcript has 2 exons. Gene Ontology annotation, biological process: phosphatidylinositol phosphate biosynthetic process; intracellular signal transduction. Bases 383 to 1021 code for a protein of 212 amino acids. Lineage: Eukaryota; Metazoa; Chordata; Actinopteri; Salmoniformes; Salmonidae.
UACAGAGGCAAAUGAUGUACGAGCAACGUCCAGCCAGUCCAACGUAGAACACAGACAAAGGACACAACUGACACUGUAAAGGACAUUGCACAUCAGCAAGGAUACAAUUGUUACAAUUUGAACAAGACAAGGAUAUCACGCUCAAGGAAACAAAUAUACUCAAGGGAUUGAAGCAAUUGGAUAAACUUUAAAAGUUCCAAGUACAGAGAGAAACCGUAAAAGGACAAUCCUCUCCAGACACAACAACAACAAAACUAAAGGCCUUGACCUCUGUAGGGAGAUUCGUGACCUCUACACUCCGACCUCCUCCUUCUAGUCUUCUGUUGUCUGUGUGGUGCCCAGUGCUCACCAGGCAGGUCGCAAAGAAGCGGUGCGCAGCGCCAUGGUAGCCCACAGCCAGUUUGACUCCGUCAUGAGCAGCAGCCCCUUCGACACCACCAUGCGGCUGCCUCACCGUUACAAAACCUUCAGCUCCAAGGUGCAGUACCAGCUCGUCCUCACCACCCUGCACAAGCUCCAGGAGAGCGGCUUCUACUGGGGCUCUAUCAAUGGCAAGGAGGCCAACGCCAUGCUGGCCGCCGAGUCCGUCGGCACCUUCCUGAUCCGCGACAGCUCCGACAACCGACACUUCUUCACGCUCAGCGUCAAGACGGCGUCUGGCACCAAGAACCUGCGCAUCCAGUGUGACUCCGGAUCCUUCUUACUCCAGACGGACCCCAAGAGCAUGCAGGCUGUGCCCCGCUUCGACUGCGUGCUCAAGCUGGUCCACCACUACAUGCCACCCACCAAAGGGGCUUCGUUGGUGGAGAAAAACACGAGGGGAGGGAACGCCUCCUACUACAUCUACUCUGGAGGGGAGAAGAUCCCUCUGGAGCUCCUCAAACCUUUCUCCUCCACUAUGUCCAGCCUGCAGCACCUGUGUAGGAAAACAGUCAACGGACACCUGGACAUAUCCAGCAAACGGGACCAGCUUCCCCACCCGCUCAAAGAGUUCCUGCAGGAGUACGACGCGCCCAUCUAGGCCCCUCUCUGGACAUGUAGUGCCUCGAUGGCAUCAGACUUGAUAAAGGUGUUAUGAAGGGGACUUGGGCCGGUGUGAGAGACAGUGUGGCAGUACCCCACAGAACUGGGGGGGAAAUAUGACUGUCUGUUUCUGUGUCUUAGAGGGAUGGUUCACCCACAUCAGGGUGACAAGGCAGAGGGGAAGGCAGCAGCAUGAGUCAGUCUGAGAAAAUAGAAGAAGAUGCUUGGUAUUGUGGUUCUCAUAAGGGCUGUACUGUACCUAUCUCCCAAGCCCAGGAGUGAUAUAACGUUACCAUGAGGAGUAGAGCUAUACUGGUCCAACGUCAGCCAGUCACUCUCAACAGGCUGCCAACCAAAAGACAAGAGGUGGGCGUCGUCAUCAGACUUUCCAGUCUCUCAUUCAUGCAGAGAGAGAGAGAGAGAAAGGAGGACUGGUUCAUUGAGAGGCUGAACGGUCGGCGUGCUGCUAAUGUGUGUCAGUCAGGCCUUCGAUUGGACCAGAAAAGAACUAUUUGCCAACCUCAACUCUAACCUCACUGCAUGACUAAUAACUUCCUCCACUCUCUCUCUUCAGUCGAUGAAGGCUCUGAGCCAGCAUCUUGUCUGCCUUCACACCUCUGACGAAGCACACAUUCCCACUGCUGCUAACCAUGGUGUCUGGCUGUGGAGAGACACACAAACACACCAGCCUCUCCUAUCCAUUGAACCAUUGCAGCAGGAUUGGCUGUAAUGACUGUCCUUAGCUGGCUGUUGGAUAUUAGUCAUGGACAUCAGCCCUGAGCCUGGAAGUAUUAAACGCGUUGGUCGGAGCACCAAGCUAGUUGGCCUCCUCUGGGAAAACUGGGAUCUCUGUCUCAGCCUUGCCAGGAAACUGCCUAGCAACCGGAAUUCUAACCCAUGUUCCAAAGGGGACAUUUAACGUCACCACCUCCAACAUUACACUUUGAGUCAAUUUUUGUGUAUUUUGUCAGAAGAAAAAGCCAGAACUGCAAACCAAUUAUGACCCAAUGUUACAGAAGUGUGAGGGCACAAAUGGCCGAAUGGAGAAAAUUAUAUUUGGGACUUAAGGUGUUGAUGAUGUGUGUAAUGAUUGGUUGAUUGGCAGGGCUUUUGAUUUGAACAUGCCAAACCUGCCCUGAACUCACCAACAAAACGGUUUCUUGACCGAACAACGAAUUCUUGCAUGACAAAAAAACAAAUGAGGGGUUGCUUUUAUACUUGAGAUAAUAACAUCACUAUAUACAGAGGAAAUAGAGUCUGGGUAAGCCCUCAGUGGAUAGGAAAUAUACCCCGAUGAAUGUGGUGGUAUUUGUGCCACAGACAGGAUACCAGAUAUCACUUGCUAUUGAAUGUAUUAAAAUCUGAGAAUCUCUCUUCCUCUCGAAGAGAGCAUCUAAGGUUCAUCCUGUUCAAUUUAUUUUUCUUAAAACGUUUACAUGACUGACAGAAAAAUGCAAACAGGUUUUCUCCUAUCUUUUAUAAAGAUAUUCAUUAUUGUCUAGCCAGGUGACUGGCUGCAGUAUAAGCAUGAACGAGUUUGAAGAAAAAGAGAUCGCAGAAGCAAGCAGAACUAAAAACUUUGCACAUAUUUAUAUUCAUAUGACAUUUCAAUAAUUUAUAAUAAAGAGCACUAUUUUUUUAAUGAAUGACA